Messenger RNA from Penicillium canescens, 774 nucleotides. Its product is annotated as kinase-like protein. The record is from RefSeq and is a predicted model, not a curated record. The coding region runs from base 1 to 774 and encodes 257 amino acids. Gene Ontology annotation, cellular component: cytoplasm. Gene Ontology annotation, biological process: protein phosphorylation. Gene Ontology annotation, molecular function: ATP binding; protein serine/threonine kinase activity. The transcript has a single exon. Lineage: Eukaryota; Fungi; Ascomycota; Eurotiomycetes; Eurotiales; Aspergillaceae.
AUGGAAAUUGUGCAAAAAAACGAGGCCUUUAAGGUCAACGGCAAAAUGGGAUUUUCAUACGUCCAGGUCUUUGUCCAGCAAGACGGCAUUUUAUAUUGCGGUAAAUGGAGCAAUCGAUUUAAAGUUCCCAAAACGUUGCAAGAUCUUCAGGAAGUUAGGCAAAUUCCAAAGGAAAACAGGGGCCCGGAAGUGAAUACUACUUGGUCAGCGGUCUACGUGAAAAGACCGAGUCUUCUCGCCUAUGCCAAUGAUAAUCUCGACACGCAAAUCGCCCGCGAAGUGGAUGUGUGCGAGAUUCUGCGCCAGAAUCCACAUCCGAACAUUGCGAUCUAUUACGGCUAUGAAGAGAGUCACGGUCGAGUCGCUGGGGUAUGCUAUAAGCGGUAUACAUCCAUCCUACUUGAAGCGGUAAAUCCAGGACGCUUAGACAAACGGCGUUUUGCUUCAAGUGGACGUGAGCUGGUCACCGACAAAACCAUAUCUAGCUUAGAGGGAGUUCUUGAUGGCAUUCAACAUUUACACUCAAUCAGCAUUGUGCAUAACGACAUCAAUCCUGCGAAUAUUAUGUUUGACAAAGACGGCACCCUUGUUCUUAUUGAUUUCGAUAGCUGCCGCUAUAUUGGGGAGUCCUUGAGCAGUACCAAGACGAAAAGAACCCACCAGUGGCAUGAUCCUUCUGUCGAUGUCUCGUUGGAAAAGAACAAUCUCGACGCUUUCCAAGAGCUGCGAAUUUGGCUAAUUGGAUCGGCGGACGACAACUACAAUUUCGUAUGA